AUGGCGUUGAAGGAAAAGCGAACAAGAGAUACAGCGGUCGAUUCAUCAGACAGUGAGAAUGACGCUGCUGAUUUCGAUAUUGCUACUGACAUUGCUUUAAACGCUAGUGACUCUGAUGAUGCCUCGUCUGAUUCAGAUAAUGAAGACGUUCAAGAUGUUAUCGACUACAGUGACAGUGAACACCAACAAGAGGAUAACAAAAUUGCACGUAAGGAGAAACAGAAGAAGCAAGAUAUCGAUAAAAGUUUCCCAAUUCUUGAAUUAUCCGAUGACGAAGAUACCAAGAAGAAGAGUAACAGCAAAAACAAUGGUAGUGACAAUGAUGAUGACGAUGACAUUAACGCAUACUUCUCUACAACGAAUCUAGAGAAAUCCAAGCACAAGAAAGGUAGUUUCCCCAGUUUUGGUCUCUCCAAAAUAAUCGUAACAAAUAUCACCAAGAGAGGGUUCCGUCAACCCACCCCCAUCCAACGUAAAACCAUCCCAUUAAUCCUUCAAAAUAGAGACAUUGUUGGUAUGGCUAGAACAGGGUCAGGGAAAACAGCUGCAUUUAUCUUGCCCAUGAUUAGAAAAAUUAAGACUCAUUCAAGUAAGAUUGGUGCUCGUGCAGUGAUCUUAUCUCCUUCAAGAGAAUUAGCCAUGCAAACUCAUAACGUCUUUAAGGAAUUCUCUAAGGGGACCCAAUUACGUAGUGUCCUAUUGACAGGUGGUGAUUCAUUAGAGGAUCAAUUCGGUAUGAUGAUGAAUAAUCCUGACGUGAUUAUCGCAACUCCAGGUAGAUUCUUACAUUUGAAAGUGGAAAUGAGUUUAGAUUUGAAAAGUAUAGAAUAUGCAGUGUUCGAUGAAGCUGACAGAUUGUUCGAAAUGGGGUUCCAAGAUCAAUUAAAUGAAUUAUUGGCUUCUUUGCCUUCUAAUAGACAAACUUUAUUGUUUUCUGCGACAUUACCAAGUUCUUUGGUUGAUUUCGCUAAGGCUGGGUUGACUAAUCCUGUUUUGGUGAGGUUAGAUGCAGAAUCUAAGAUCUCCGAGAAUUUAGAAAUGUUAUUUCUAUCAACUAAAAAUGAUGAAAGAGAAGCAAACUUACUAUACCUAUUACAAGAUGUUAUUAAAAUCCCAUUAGCUACAAAGGAACAACAGAGAAAGUUCAAUGAUCAAAAUAAAAAAGAUAACGAAUCUGAUUCCGAUGCUGACGACAACAACAACAAUAAUAAAAACAAGAAAAAACGUAAGUUUAAAAAGGAAAGGUUACCACCAGCAAACCAAUUACCAUCAGAAAAGGCCACUAUUCUUUUCGUACCAACACGUCAUCACGUCGAAUAUAUCUCUCAAUUACUAAAGGAUUCAGGGUAUCUGAUCUCAUACAUAUACGGUACAUUAGAUCAACAUGCACGUAAGCGUCAAUUAUAUAACUUCAGAACUGGGCUAACGUCCAUCCUUGUAGUUACGGAUGUCGCCGCAAGAGGUGUGGAUAUCCCCAUGUUAGCUAAUGUGAUUAAUUUCUCAUUACCUGCAUCAUCUAAGAUUUUCAUUCAUCGUGUUGGGAGAACUGCAAGAGCUGGUAAUAGAGGUUGGGCUUAUUCCAUUGUUUCAGAAUCUGAAUUACCAUAUUUAUUGGAUUUGGAAUUGUUUUUAGGAAAGAAGAUAAUGUUAACUCCUAUGUAUGAUUCACUUUGUGAAAUUAUGAAAAAUAAAUGGAUUGCUGAGGGCAAUGAUGAGUCCAGUUUUGUGAAUCCAAAGAUCGCUUAUACUGAUAGAUUGAUCUUGGGGUCUGCUCCAAGAUUGGAAGUGGAAGGUUUAGGUGACCUUUAUAAGAAUAUGAUGCAAAAUAAUUUUGAAUUGAAAUUGAUUAAAGAUGUCGCCAUGAAAGCUGAAAAAUUAUAUUUUAGAACUCGUACUUCUGCAUCUCCAGAAUCAUUGAAGAGAAGUAAAGAAAUUAUUGCAUCAGGUUGGGAUGAACAAAAUGUCCUUUUUGGCAAGAAUCAAGAAAAGGAAAAAUUGGAUUUUCUUGCAAAAUUACAAAACAGAAGAAAUAAAGAAACUGUAUUUGAAUUCUCAAGGAACCCUGAUGAUGAAAUGUCUGUAUUUAUGAAGAGAAGAAGACGUCAAUUAGCUCCAAUUCAAAGAAAGGCUCGUGAAAGAAAGGAAUUAUUACAAAUGGAAAAAAUGGCUGGACUAACUCAUUCUGUUGAAGAUGAAAUUCUUAAAGGUGAUGACAAUGAAGCAGGUUAUUCUGUUUCGGAAGACACAUUAAAACAACAAUUCCAAGAUGCUGAUGAACUUUUAGCAGAUCAAGAAAAUAAAUCCAAAAAAGAUAAGAAAAGUAAGAAAUCAUUCAAAGAUCCAAACUUCUUCUUGAGUCAUUAUGCUCCUGCUGGAGAUAUUCAAGAUAAACAAUUAGAAUUAACCACCGGGUUUGUUAAUGAUGCUGCCAAGGUUGCGUAUGAUCUAAACAAUGACGAUAAAGUACAAGUUCAUAAGCAAACCGCCAUGGUUAAAUGGGAUAAAAAGAGGAAGAAGUACGUUAAUACGCAAGGUCUUGAUAAUAAGAAGUAUAUUAUAGGUGAAGGUGGUCAAAAGAUAGCAGCAAGUUUCAGAUCAGGAAAAUUCGACGAAUGGGCCAAGAAGAGAAAGAUGAAACCAUUGAAAGUUGGAGCAAGAGAAACAACUAUACCAUCGAAUAUAUUGGCUAAUCCAACUAAUGGAUCUCAUGGUUCACAAGGUAAUACAAUACGUGGUAAAUUCAAGCAUAAACAAAUGAAAGCUCCAAAGAUGCCUGAUAAACAUAGAGAUGAUUACCAUAUACAAAAGAAGAAAGUCGAGAAGGCCCUUGCGAAUGGUAUUCAAGUCAGAGGUUAUGGUAAUGCUCCAGGAAUGAGCAAUGAAUUGAAAUCGACUGAACAAAUCAUGAAAGAUAGAAACGUUAAAGAAAACAAACGCGCAAAGAAUGCUCGUCCAAGCAAGAGGAGGAAAUUUUAA
Molecule: messenger RNA, 2976 nt
Organism: Naumovozyma dairenensis CBS 421
Lineage: Eukaryota; Fungi; Ascomycota; Saccharomycetes; Saccharomycetales; Saccharomycetaceae
Gene: DBP10
Product: ATP-dependent RNA helicase DBP10
Exons: 1
Coding region: 1-2976 (991 amino acids)
Cellular component (GO): nucleus
Molecular function (GO): RNA binding; RNA helicase activity; ATP binding
Source: RefSeq, a predicted model, not a curated record